Molecule: messenger RNA, 198 nt
Organism: Rangifer tarandus platyrhynchus (Svalbard reindeer)
Lineage: Eukaryota; Metazoa; Chordata; Mammalia; Artiodactyla; Cervidae
Source: the annotation of a GenBank genome assembly
AUGCUACACCCACUGCUGCUUGCCUGGCUCUGCCUGGCUGGCUGGCUUGGGGCCUCCCACGGCUGCCAGCUGCCCUCUGAGGGGAGACCCCUGAGUGAGGGCUGCCACCCCAAGCAGGCUGAGAUCAUUGUGUACACCAAGGUGCUGGCGCUGUACCAGGACGGGCAUGGCCUGUGCAGCUACCUGCCUGCCCUGGCA